UUGGUAAACAUGCAGGUCUCAAGCUUCUUUAUGCUAUUAACCGGUGUCAUCACUGUAACAGCACAAUCAGAAUGUUUAGACGGACAACUUCGUCUUCCUGAAGUAACAGACCCACUUCUUGAGUACUGUCACCAUGGAGAAUGGAGAUGGGUUUGUCAUGAUGAAAGUCAGUGGAAUAUCGAGAGAUCACAAGCUACUUGUGGACAACUGGGAUAUUCGAAUGAAUUUGGACUAGUGACCAGGGAUUCUCAGAAUGGUUCAAGAAGAGUAGUCACUCUGAGUGACUGCAAUGGACCAAGACUAACAGAGUGUACAGUGACACCUAGUGACAGCUGUAACUCUCUUGUGCAACUAAUAUGUAACACGGUUAACUGUGCUGAUGGAGAGAUAAGACUGGUGGGUGGAUCCACUGACAGAGAGGGACGAGUGGAGGUGUGUGUGGGUGGCACUGUCAGCCGAUGGAGGACAGUUUGCACUGGCAAUCAAGACCUGGCAGUUCUGGCAAGAGCUGUUUGUUUACGAACAGGAAUUGAAAGUUUAGUGUUAGAAGGAAGCACUGUGGCAGUAAAUAACUCAUUUCUUCCUGGAGCAUUUCCAGAGUACAGCCUGGAGUGCAUGCAGGCACCCGAUGGGAAAUUCCGCUGUAGACUAGUUGAAAGAUGUGACAGCUUUGUGGAGCUUGAAGUUUUUUGUAAGAACUAUGAAGAUCUACGCAAUGAAUGUUCUAGGACUAGUACACUGUCUACACUGUCAACUAGCAUACAUGCAACUAUGCCGUUGCCUAGUACAACACACGGCCCUAUCAAGCCAGACUUUACAUGUAAUGACAAUUCCACCACCGUCAUUGCUGGCAUUGGUGUACUGGUGGCUCUGUUACUAGCCGUAUCAGUUGGUUGGAUAGUGUCCUGUGUUAUUCUACUCAGGAGAGGACAGACUGUGCACAAACAACAGGAGACCAUGGCUACACAACAAGCUGACCUAACCUAUGCAGUGGUUGGAGGCACACAAACUGAAAUGAAGAUCGACCCCAACAUAGCUGCUAACCCAGCGUACGAGGCAGUCAAGUGUGACCAGGAGGACCACACCUAUGAUGUCGUCAGUGAGGGAGUGGCUUCAAGACAGAGGAGAGGAAAUUGACAUUUAUUAUUGCAAAGAUACCUUGAAGAAACGAGAUGACUCUUUUAAUGACACGUAGGAAACUGCAAUAUCUCAACGCCGAUCGACUCCUCAAUGCAUCACUAAUCCAUAAUUAGUAAAUUAAAUGUAGUACCGUAUAGCGCG
This is a messenger RNA of Halichondria panicea, 1281 nucleotides long. RefSeq lists its product as uncharacterized. The transcript is spliced from 7 exons. NCBI's taxonomy places the organism in Eukaryota, Metazoa, Porifera, Demospongiae, Suberitida, Halichondriidae. Bases 10 to 1137 code for a protein of 375 amino acids. The record is from RefSeq and is a predicted model, not a curated record. Gene Ontology annotation, cellular component: membrane.